AUGAAGAGGAAGGGAUUUCACGUUAGUUUGGAUUCCUUUUGUCUUGUUCUCUUUUUCCUCAUAUACACUUGUAGCGACUUCUACACCUCGCACUUUCACAUUUACGUUACAGGCAAAGGUUCCAUAGACGAGGACGACAAACACAAAGAAUUGCAGCGGUGGAUAUUCUUGUAUUUUUCCCUCACGGAUGAACAGAAGGAAGAGAUUGAGACAUGUGCUAUCGUGAAGGAAUCCUCCAAGUUUCACGAUGGUUCCUCGAGUUCGGAUUCUAUCCUAGACAAGGGAACUUUGGAUUACUGGAAACGUGUGGUUUCGGAGUUAAAGAGCCGUUUCACCCUGCAGAACAUAAGGUUAAUAUGGAACAACAUUGGAAGAUCUGUGAAGUUGAGGGUUAGAAUUCGUGAUUCUGAUGUAAUUGGUGAAGAUGGUAGCACGUUCCGCAUACAACAGUUGAAAACAAUGAAGAAAUACAGAGCAAAUGCUUACGAUCGAUCAGUCGUAAUACGAGAUGGAGGAGUAAACAAGGCAUUUCAAGUGGCUGUAACGCAUAGGAAUGAGGUUUUUUCUUCAUUGGACUUGGAACCACCAUAUGACUCUCCAAAGUACUUUAGGUCUAAGGAUAAUAUUUCCUACACAAACUCCGGCAGAUCGCAAAGGUAUCUACAAACCGUGAAUAAUAUUUUGGAUUUUGGUGGAUUAAUAAAGAGUAAAACAUCGACCGCCAAAGUUAUUGAUAAUAAAUUGGUUCCACUCAAAGCCGAGGGGUUUGUCCCGGUAAAACGUAAGAAAUCAAUCUCACAAACUCAAAACAAAAAGACUAAUCGCAUGGAUGAGAACUUUAAGGUUAAAGAUUGGAACCUUGAUGAGCUCUCUAAAAUUUUAAUAUACCCUAAACCAUCUCCAAUAAAUGUAAAAUUCAGGGGUUCGUUUGUGGAUUUACCUACAGAGGUAGUGGACGUCCUCGUUGUUGGUGCUGGUAUUGCGGGACUCACAGCUGCAAACUAUCUAAAAACCUGCGGUCUUUCUGUUUGCUUAGUUGAAGCCAGGAAUCGAAUAGGUGGAAGGGCAUUUACAUCAUCAUUUCCUACUCGUAUUUUGCCUAAUGGCCAGGUUUUAGAUGAAGUAAGCGUUGAUUUAGGAGCGAAUUACCUUCAUUGCUGUAACAUAUUAGAUGGAAAACAUUUAAAUGACGAAAAGGUAUACAUGUUUCAUCCUGCCAAAGAUGUAAGAGUCAAGAGGAAGUGGUCCAAGUCACUUUUGGGUCUUGCAAGAGAGUUGAAGCCAAGAGUUUCCGAUGUAGCUGGUGGUGCAAACUGGGAACCUACAGUAUAUACAAGUUGGUACAAUGAUAUUACCGGAGAAAAAAUAAACCUACAAAGCGUUGUCAAAGCCAACAUGAUAGGUGAAAAGAUUAGACUACGAGCUGCUAAAAAGGUGAUUGCGCUAAAAAGGGACCUUAAAGAUGAUUGUUUUACAUUAUCUCCAUCCAUGAAUUUAUCUUAUGAUGAUGCCUCAACAUCAACGUCCACACUCUCUGCUUUAUCCAAAUAUGACUGCAAAGGGGGUAAUACUCCUCCCAAAUGGUACGUGUCAGAAGGUUUAUAUAGGGAGUUUUUGGGACAAAAAUCUUCUGAAUAUGCUAGAAAUAUGUAUUUAAAGGUUGAAAAAGACGCUACUCCCACCUGUAGCGUUGGUCCUGGCAGAAAGGCUCUAUGGGACAUUUAUAUUGAGUCCUUCCGUGAGGUUUUUGAUGAAUUGACAUCUUGCGGAAAUAAUCUAUCGGAGGUGGAACUUAAGCUGAUAUUUAUAAUAAUGCAGUCCAGACUUGGAUAUAACAGUGAUUUGAGAGAGACAUGUAUAUCCAUGUGUCGUUUACCUAUAAUUGACGAUGAAAUAGAUUUAUCAAGCACAUAUCUGAGCAAAAAGAAUGUUCAGAGUUAUGGGAGAUUUAUUUCUGAUACUUUUGACCAAGUUAACAAGGUCAACAUAGUUCCAUUUGACACUUGCACAGAUUCUGAUAAGAUCGUAAUUGAUGGAUGGGACUGGCUUCUCGGACACUUGUCCAGCGAUUUAGAUGACGUAAUACAUUUAAAUACAAAGGCUGUCAAUAUUUCAACGGAUGAUGAGUUUGGAUAUGUUAAGGCAACUGUUUGUCCAUCAGAUGGUGUCUUGAACAAUCUUGUUACGCAUGUAAGAGCAAAGUACGCAAUUAUUUGUGUUCCAAGCACCAUACUAUCAUCAGAUACGAAUUAUAAUGAAACGUGUACCAACAAAAUCUCCUUUAAUCCUCCACUUGAUAGCAGAAAAUGCCAAGCCCUGGAGAGGUACAGGAUGGGUCAUCAUAACAAGGUUAUUUUAAGGUUUAGUCCAAAGGAUGUUUUUUGGCCAGAUGAUGAACUUCAGUUCAAUUGUUUGGAUGAUCGUUUCCAGUUCAUGAAUUUGCAUGCAUAUGGGAAAGAUGGUUGCCUCUUGGCCCACAGUUUUCCUCCAUUUCCGAUAACAUGGAACGAAAUAGAAAGGGAUGAAGAUAUCGUAAGGCAAUGUUUGGAGUUGCUUCAAAGGAUGUUUUGUAUAUCAUCUGAACAAAUGCCAUUCCCUGUUGAUGCAAUAGUUACGAGAUGGUAUAAUGAUCCUUAUUCUAUGGGAUCAUACUCUUAUCCACACACUAAUGCUGUUGAUGACGACAUUAUUCACCUUAAAAGUCCACAUCCAAAGCUAAAUCCUCGUAUUUUAUUUGCAGGGGAAUAUUUAUCAAACAGUUAUUACCAGUGCGUUGAUGGAGCAUUUGAUACGGCAAUGCGUGCUGCCGAAGACGUAGCGCAUAUUGCAUUUAGAAGACCAUAUCCAUUCCCUAUCAACCAACAUACCCCUUCAUUGGAUGGUCUUUUAAAUCCCCUAUUUUAUGAAAAAUAUCUCAACAUUCCAAUCCCAGUACUGGAGCCUCAAUUUAUCGGUUACUACUUAACAGACGGAAGUGACGAACGAUUAUCAGAUAGCAGAUUUAGCAACGUAAUACAGGAUAUAGUAUUUACUGAGGAUAAGUAUAAAGAUGCAUCUCUUGUUGAAACGGAACUAGAAAUUUUAAAGAGGGUGAAUUCCGCUGUUUCAAGGGACGGUUUAAGUAUACGUUCAUUUCAAGCCCUAUACAAGAGCAUAUCAGUUGAUAUGCAGGAACUCAAGGAGAACAAUUACUGGAACAAACCGUUGGAGGCCGCUAGCAUUCUCCUUGCUUCAAUGUGGAGAGCUUGUAAGGAGUACAAGGGAGAAACAGACCAGAGUGUACUGAAUACAAGAACACAAAUGUUUAGCGAAAAGAUGUGUCAAGCAGUUUGUGAGCUCACUGGGCUGAGACACGACUACAUAUGCUGGGCAUGCCUUAGGGGUGGUGAAGUAUUGCUCUGCGACAACGCCGAAUGCAACAAAGUUUGGCAUGUUGAAUGCGUUCCAUGUGAUUUGAAGCCGAUAGAUACGAACCUUUGGAUGUGUCCAUCAUGUGUAGGUUGCGACAUAAAGGUGAGUUGUUGUCCACGUAACACAUUUUUACAGAGAGGGGAAUAUGCCGCUGAUGAGGCUAUUCAGCUAUACUGGAUAAGAAGAGGAAGUUGGUGGCGCGUAAAGGUGGUUUUGUCACUCUGUCGCAGGGUUUACGAGAGAAUUUUGUUUUGUAAGAGAAAGGUUUCAAGAAUGUCGAGACAAUCCAUAUUUAGUGCUUGA
Molecule: messenger RNA, 3714 nt
Organism: Theileria equi strain WA
Lineage: Eukaryota; Apicomplexa; Aconoidasida; Piroplasmida; Theileriidae
Product: amine oxidase, flavin-containing family member protein
Exons: 1
Coding region: 1-3714 (1237 amino acids)
Molecular function (GO): oxidoreductase activity
Source: RefSeq, a predicted model, not a curated record